AUGUCGCAAAGGCAAAAAACUAAAGCUGCAAAGGCAGAUCGAGCCUCUUUCUUCCUGGCCAAGUCGGCGACACCGCACUCACGAGAAGGCCGCAGCCCGAUUGAAGAUGGCGGUGCCGCUCGCUCCGAGGAGGAUCCACCUCUAUCCCCAAUGUCCUCAGAUACAGGACCGGAGGACAGCCCGCUUACAACCCAGCAACUGAAACUAAUGCUGUCGGAACUCACUGACACCAUUCAGAGGAACAUGGCGACGCAGAUACAAACCCUCACCGCAGAUCUCAGGAAGGAGAUAAUAGAGGUGGGCCAGCGUACUGCCCAGAUAGAGAAGAGGAUGGAUGAUUUCGCUGAAGCACCCAACGGUCUCGCGGACAAGCUGCAAGAAUUAGACACCGUCCUACACGACCAUGCGGUCAAAAUGGCCGAUAUGGAGGACAGGUCGAGACGCAAUAAUUUGCGAAUACGCGGCAUCCCGGAAUCGGUGCUUAACCCAGCACUUAACACCUACCUGUUAGACUUCUUCCAACCGGAGAUUCAUCCAGACCAACUCAUCAUCGACCGAGCACAUAGGCUGAGAAGACCGAAACACCUCCCUAAUUCCACCGCGAGGGACGUGAUAGUCCGUGUCCACUUCUACCAUGCUAAGGAGAGGUUGGUUCGAGCAUCCCGCACACCAGGCAUGCCAGAUCCUUACCAGGACUUCACGGGCCUGUCGGCUGCAACCCUACAAUUCCGCAAAAGCCUGACCCCCCUCACGACAACACUACAAGCAAAAGGAAUUAUAUACCGCUGGGGAUACCCCGCAAAAUUGCUCAUCCAGUAUCAAGACUCGCUGCACGCCGUAAACUCGCUGCCGGCUGGCAAAGAAAAAUUUAAGCUGUGGGGACUCCCGGUUGCUAUAGUAAGCGACCACAACCAGGCAAAGAUACCUCGGAUGUCCCCUGCCUGA
This is a messenger RNA of Pelobates cultripes (western spadefoot toad), 945 nucleotides long. The record is from the annotation of a GenBank genome assembly. Lineage: Eukaryota; Metazoa; Chordata; Amphibia; Anura; Pelobatidae.